This is a messenger RNA of Magnolia sinica, 598 nucleotides long. RefSeq names its product NAC domain-containing protein 43-like. The coding region runs from base 7 to 417 and encodes 136 amino acids. The transcript is spliced from 2 exons. Gene Ontology annotation, molecular function: DNA binding. Gene Ontology annotation, biological process: regulation of DNA-templated transcription. Lineage: Eukaryota; Viridiplantae; Streptophyta; Magnoliopsida; Magnoliales; Magnoliaceae. The record is from RefSeq and is a predicted model, not a curated record.
GAGUACAUGUACUUCUUUACACAGCUGAAUCAUGAGGGUGGGUCGCGCACAGUUCGCAAAGCCGGAGACGGUUCCUGGAAGCCCACCGACGGACGUAAACCUGUUAAGCAACAAGGUAAAGAAAUUGGUUCGAAGAUGAAUUUGAAAUUCUACAAGGGCAGCGGGCCCAAUGCAGAGAAAACCGAUUGGCUGAUGAUAGAGUAUAGGCUUAAUAAGGAUGAUCUGCUCACCAUGAAAACUACGACUAAGGCUGAUCGUGAGAAUGUGGAGGGGAAGGAUGAUCACAGGAACAGGGAUGUAGGUUUAGAUGGGGGCGACUACGGAGUAGGUCCCGAGGUCAUGGCAGUAGGAUCGGAGGAGGGAUACUACAAGGAAGAGCCGCACCAAGAGACGAUGGAAUACUAUAGACUCAAUUAGUAGUUGUAGUAUUUCUUUUCUAGUUUAUCUUGGCACAUUUGAAACUUAUGAAUCUUGUAUUUAAGGUCUCCAAUUGUGUGGACUAGAUAUUUGGUUACAUGAUAUUAUCUAUGCUUGAUUAACGCUAUCACACUCUGAUUUUGAAAUGUUGUCAAUUAUCUGAUUAAUUAAUACUCGGGUU